Molecule: messenger RNA, 1455 nt
Organism: Oryza sativa Japonica Group (Japanese rice)
Lineage: Eukaryota; Viridiplantae; Streptophyta; Magnoliopsida; Poales; Poaceae
Source: RefSeq, a predicted model, not a curated record
AGUAGCAGCAUCAGCUGCUGCCAUGGAAGGAGAGAGAAAGAGAGAGAGAUCUUAGCUUGCUUGGCGCCAAUAAAUAGGAGCCCGGGUCAUCGGCGAAUCCAUUGCCAUUGCAGUUGUAUCCUUCUUCUUCUUCUUCUUUCUCUACUCACCUGCAUCUGUAGAGAGAGAGAGAGAGAGAGAGAGAGAGAGAGAGAGAUGGCAGGAGGUGACAACAACUCCCAGACCACCAAUGGCGGCUCAGGUCACGAGCAGAGAGCCAUGGAGGAAGGCAGGAAGCAGGAGGAGUUCGCCGCCGACGGCCAGGGCUGCGGCCUCGCCUUCUCCGUCCCUUUCAUCCAGAAGAUCAUCGCGGAGAUCUUUGGGACAUACUUCUUGAUCUUCGCGGGGUGCGGGGCGGUGACGAUCAACCAGAGCAAGAACGGGCAGAUCACGUUCCCGGGGGUGGCGAUCGUGUGGGGGCUGGCGGUGAUGGUGAUGGUGUACGCCGUGGGGCACAUCUCCGGCGCGCACUUCAACCCCGCGGUGACGCUGGCGUUCGCGACGUGCCGGAGGUUCCCUUGGCGGCAGGUGCCGGCGUACGCGGCGGCGCAGAUGCUGGGCGCCACCCUCGCCGCCGGCACGCUCCGGCUCAUGUUCGGCGGCCGCCACGAGCACUUCCCCGGCACGCUCCCCGCCGGCUCCGACGUGCAGUCGCUCGUCCUCGAGUUCAUCAUCACCUUCUACCUCAUGUUCGUCAUCUCCGGCGUCGCCACCGACAACCGAGCCAUCGGGGAGCUGGCAGGGCUGGCCGUUGGUGCAACCAUCCUGCUUAACGUGCUGAUUGCUGGGCCGAUCUCGGGAGCAUCGAUGAACCCGGCUCGGAGCCUGGGGCCGGCGAUGAUCGGCGGCGAGUACAGGUCGAUCUGGGUGUACAUCGUCGGGCCGGUCGCCGGCGCGGUGGCCGGAGCUUGGGCCUACAACAUCAUCCGCUUCACCAACAAGCCCCUCCGGGAGAUCACCAAGAGCGGCUCCUUCCUCAAGAGCAUGAACCGGAUGAACUCCUCCACCUAACCUCUAUCUAGCUAACCACCAAGAACCCUAAUUAAUUACUACUGCCAGUACUACUACUGCUACUUUCUGUUCGAGAUCGAUAUCGAGAUGCUUGAUCGAUGCACCGCAUCGCAUUUAAAAGGGAAGAGAUGGAUGAACUACUAUUUGUGACGUACACAUAUAUAGUAGUAAUUUAAUUAGCGUUAGUUCGUUGUCGUCUCGGCUACGUGCCACAAGGCCUCCUUUGUAACGCAGGAAUUUUAUAGGAAUUCUGUGAUGUGUGUUUUUAGAUGUGGGGAUUCCUAUAAAAUUCGUGUGGAACUUCUCUGCCUCCUAUAUAUGUAGAACUUAAAAAAUCUAUGUAUAUGUGUGUGUGGAAUAGUAUGUUUUGGACCACGUGAUAAAAUUGCAGAGUGUUUCCUUGCA